Messenger RNA from Sebastes umbrosus (honeycomb rockfish), 3151 nucleotides. RefSeq names its product pleiomorphic adenoma gene-like 2 (gene plagl2). Gene Ontology annotation, cellular component: nucleus. Gene Ontology annotation, biological process: regulation of transcription by RNA polymerase II. Gene Ontology annotation, molecular function: DNA-binding transcription factor activity, RNA polymerase II-specific; RNA polymerase II transcription regulatory region sequence-specific DNA binding. Bases 39 to 1850 code for a protein of 603 amino acids. NCBI's taxonomy places the organism in Eukaryota, Metazoa, Chordata, Actinopteri, Perciformes, Sebastidae. The transcript is spliced from 2 exons. The record is from RefSeq and is a predicted model, not a curated record.
CAAGUGAAUUUUCAUGGCAGCGGCACUCUAGGGCUGCCAUGGCAGCUGCUGCCGCCGAUGCCUCACACCGUAUUACCGCACUGACGCCGGAGGAAGAAGGACGACGGACUGCCGCCAAGCUGUUUGGGAGCGCUGCCCCGCUGCCACGGAUAGAGAGAGAGAGAGAAAGAGAGGGGGGGAAAGAGAGAGAGAGAGAGAGAGGGAGGGAAGAAGAAGGAGAAGAGGUAGGGAAAGCGUUUGGGAACGAGUGUUUGGUGUGCGGGGCCCUGUUCGCCUCACAGGAGAAGCUCCGACUUCACACCUCGAGUCACACGGGGGAGAAACCCUUCCACUGCUCACAGCCACACUGUCCCAAGGCCUUCAGCUCCAAAUACAAACUCUUCAGGCACAUGGCCACACACUCUCCGCAGAAGACCCAUCAGUGUUCGUUCUGUGAGAAAAUGUUCCACCGCAAAGACCACCUGAAGAACCACCUGCAGACCCAUGACCCCAACAAGGAGGCCUUCAAGUGUGAGGAGUGUGGGAAGCACUACAAUACCAAGCUGGGAUAUAAGCGCCAUGUGGCCAUGCACUCUGCUACAGCAGGGGAUCUCACCUGCAAAGUGUGCAUGCAGAGCUAUGAGAGCACACCCGUGCUCUUGGAGCACCUCAAGAGCCACUCCGGGAAGUCUUCGGGUGGCGCCAAGGAGAAAAAACACCCGUGCGACCACUGUGACCGUCGAUUCUACACACGGAAGGAUGUGAGACGGCACAUGGUGGUCCACACAGGCCGAAAGGACUUCCUAUGCCAGUACUGUGCCCAGCGCUUUGGCAGGAAGGACCAUCUGACACGCCACGUGAAGAAGAGCCACUCGCAGGAGCUGCUGAGGAUCAAGACGGAGCCUCCUGAUAUGUUAGGUCUUUUAGCUUCUGGGUCACCACCUUGCUCUGUGAAGGAGGAGCUCAGCCCCAUGAUGUGCGGCAUGGGUCCCAACAAAGACCCCAUGAUGGGCAAACCGUUCCCAAGUGGGGCCCCUUUUCCGAUGGGCAUGUACAACCCCCACCAUCUCCAGGCCAUGUCUAAUUCUGGGGUGGGUCACCCACACCCGUCCCUGAUGCCUAGUCCCUUGUCUGCUGCUAUCGGCAUGGGCUGUCACAUGGAAUCCCCUGGACCUAUUCACCCACGCUCCCAUCACCACCACCAUCAUCACCACCAUCACCACCACCACCAUUCCCCUCCGCUGCCCACACACCACCAGCCUCCGGCUCCCCAGCAGCAGCACCAGCCCCAGCAAGCCCCCAAAUACCAGCUGGGAUCUACCUCAUACCUGCUGGACAAGCCCUUGAAAGUGGAGAUGGAGAGCUUCCUCAUGGAUCUGCAGAGUGGCUCGCCAGGCCCGGUUCACUCUGUAGAGCCACAUGCUGCUGCCUCACCCCCCAAGGACGGACUGGAGCCCACCUCGGGCCUGGUGGAUGAGCUUUGCGGGGAUCACCUCCUGUCCAAGAGCCCUGCGAUGAUCGCUGAGUCUCUGUGUGCUGCUAACAUGGACUUCUCCCACCUGCUGGGCUUCCUGCCCCUCAACCUGCCUCCCUACAGUGCCCCCAUGAGCACGGGAGGGCUGGUGAUGGGAUACACCUCAUCCGCGACCCCCUCCUCUUCUUCCUCCUCCUCUUCCUCAUCUCUGCACGCUGUCGAGCCCCACGCCGCAGCAGCUGCCACGGCACCUCUUACCUCUUUGCAACCGCAACCUCAGGAGCAGCAGAGCUCCAACGGGGGUCUGGGCCUCGGACCCCUGCACCCCCUCCCACCAGUGUUCAGCUCCAGCCUUAGUACCACCACGCUGCCUCGCUUCCACCAGGCCUUCCAGUGAGAGAGCCAGCUCUCGGCCCAGCCCUGCCCAGCCAGGAUAGGCCUCCAUACCAGCCUCAGCUCAGCUCAGUAUGGAUAUUUUGGGCUGUGGUUCUUUACAGGGCCUGUUGAAGAAGUUGGAGAAUUAGAAUAAUUAAAUACACAAAUGAACACUUAGAAGCCUUAAAUGAAAGUGCACAAAAAGCUUUUGAUUGAGCCUGAAAUGGAAGUUAAACCCCUUUGAGCAAAAAGGAAAAGGUGAGAAAAGAAGUUGAAGCAGCUUUUAUUUGGGCUCCCCCCCUGCCCCCUCCAUCCUAUAGUUAUAACAAUGUAUUAACCCAUCCUUUUAUAUUUCCAUUUAUUUCCCCUUUUAUCCCUCUUCCAUCCCAUAUUUAGUAGUAUAGAGGGCAGGAUCAGUAGGCCAAAAGGCGUGGUACUGCAUACUUUAAGUAAUAAUAUAAAAAAAAAAAAUCAAAGAUAAUUUCUAGUGAAGAUUAUCUGUCUUGUUGUGACCCAGAAAAAAAUAGUUUGAAGUGGAUAUUUUGUUUUACUUUAUUUUUUCUUUUCCAAAUGUAAGAACAUAGUAGAAUGUUUCUCAUCUUGAGUUUUGAACCACCCACUCUAAUAACAUAAACGUCAUGAUCAGUAGAGAGAGCCUCUCCUCUCGCUCUCCCAGUGAAGGAAUGAAGAGAUAUAGACAUUGUGUCAACGAUUGAACCUUAACUCUAGAAUCCUCCUCUAGAUGGCUAGACUAGAGCCACAAAAGCUCCCUCUGCCUCUGAAAAAAAGUGCUCUUUAAACAAGGAAAAAAAAAUUAGAUGUAUGUCCCUAUUGUUUAAUUAACUGUAACUGUGCUCCGAGAGUCAGUUUGGAUGAAAAUAGCUCACUGAAUGAAAAACUCUUAUUAUAUGAUUGAUAAGAGACCUGUUUGCUGCCAAAGGCUGCGUUCACACCAAAUCAGGCGUUGCAGCGAUAUAGGGCAGGGUUGUGUGGUGGUGUGUGGAGUGUCAUUAACACCAAGCGACUGCACAACGAUUCACGUCUUUCGUUCCCUCGUGGUUGGGUUGGACAGCUCGGGAUCGCCAGUUAUGUGAUUGGCCACCGCAGCCUGACGUCGGGUUGUGUUUCUUCAGAAGUUGAUUCUGUUUUAACUUUUAACUGCAGGACCAGGCGGCAAUCUCCAGUUCUGAAAAGUGAAGCCAAUGCUGAAGUGCCUUAAACUUGCAUUCUUCCUAACAGCCAGCAGGGGGCGACUCCUCAAUUUGCUAAAAAUAGUCUGAUUGUAUAGAAGUCUAUGAGAAAAUGAGCCUACUUCUCACUUGA